Cyclopterus lumpus (lumpfish) is the source of this 6202-nucleotide messenger RNA. RefSeq names its product tudor domain containing 7 b (gene tdrd7b). Gene Ontology annotation, biological process: spermatogenesis; lens morphogenesis in camera-type eye; lens fiber cell differentiation. The transcript has 16 exons. The record is from RefSeq and is a predicted model, not a curated record. NCBI's taxonomy places the organism in Eukaryota, Metazoa, Chordata, Actinopteri, Perciformes, Cyclopteridae.
AGUUGGACACAGUUGCUUCACUUCAGUUUUAAUGAAUUGAGAUCAUUUUAUGUGAUACAUUUUAUGGUUCUUGGACCAAAAAAAAAAUCUUUUAUAUAAAUGUAGAUUUUGCAUUCAAGAUCUGAUUUGUUGCAGGCCUUUGGUAUGAAAACACUACUUUUGCUCACAUUCCAAUGAUGACUUUUUUUGCACGAUAGCAAUCAUACUGUAUGUGGAAGUCCAACUGGGCUGCUUAGGAAAUCCAAGUAGAGAAAUACAAAUGACCAACGUGCCAGAAACCUUCCUGUAGAUUCUCUCGCUGCAAUGCAACCUGCUUUCAAAAUUCUUUAAACUGUCUUAGACAAUAAAAAAUAUCUUUUGGGGGAUUUAAUUACUUAUUUUUAACCAGUUUCUUACAUUGUCUCGUCACUCUAUCAUCCAAUCCAAACUACAGGUACAGGUCAAUGAAAACCAAUUGUACAUGUCCCCUAUUCUUUAUUUCUUUAUACAUUAUCUCUCUCUCUCUCUCUGUCUCUCACUCUCUCUCUCUCUCUCUCUCUCUCUCUGUCCCCCUCCUCUCCUCCCACAUGUGUGGUCUGAACUGAAUCAGAAUAGGUUGCUGGUGAAUGGGAGCCAAGUUUAACUCUGCUUGGUUUCCGAGUGCAAACAGCCUCCAUGCUGCUGUUUAUUCAGCACUGGAUUGAUGAUGUGCUCACCAGAUUUUUCUGGUUCUCUCUCUGUCUGUAUCUUUCCUCCCCUCACUUUCUCCUUUUUUCUGUUUCUCUUUGCCUUCUCGUCUACGUGUUUGGCAUGUUGUCAUUGUUCCUCUUACUACCCAUCAUUCUUCCUUCUCUUUCUUACACCCUCUGUGAGUUCAUUUGUUAAUUACUCAUUAUGCUUUGACCCUCGUUUCCCCGUAAUUGGCCCAAAUCAGUUUCUCCUAUUCUAAAACCAAUACCUAUUCCAGUAGAUAAUGGCUUCAGACUUCUACUGUCAUUCACUGUGACCUGGAUUGAGCUUAAAAACCUGAUUCUAUGUUAUUGAAGAAGCCAUCUGGCAGCAUUGCGAGAUAUUAUCUAUCUGCAUUGCUUAAACAAUGAAUCAUGAUUAUUCCAGCUCAUUGGCUGGCUCUCUCACUUCCAUCCAUCCACGGCCCUGUUCGUCUGUCCACUGUGAAAACAACUGACAUCAGUCCUCUGUAAAUUGGGGUCCAGUGUACCACUGGCCCUCAGCAGCACAAUGGGGCGGCAGGGUGGGAAGCCUGGUGUGUUGGCGGGGGACCUGAGCCCUUUUUAAUCCCUGUUCUAUUCUCUGGUAGAUUAACACUUCUAAACCGACACAGAGUGAAUCAGCAGAUCUCUCUGUAUCCCUCUGGAUCUUCCAUUGGACAGUACGCUGUCAGGUCGGCGUUAUCAUCGUUUGUGUGUGAGUGUGUGUGUGUGUGUGCCUGCAGGUGUACUUUGGGAUGCAUGGCAGUACAAGUGGUAAAUUCCGCAAACAAAAUGAAAGAGCCAACAUAGAAUUACAUUAAUUUUCUUUACAUUUUUAAUCUAAUAAAAAGUGCAGGAGACUAUUCUUUACCUUGAUGGUAGAGUUUUGUGUGAGCUCAGGCAUUAACUGUCGCCACUUAGGGAGAGAAAGUAUGAGUGAGGUUGUGUGACAGUCUGGUAGUUCUUUUAUCUAGAAAUUAUACAGAAAUGGAAGCAAAAUCAAAAUCAAAGUGAGGUCUUCAGUCAAACAGGUUCUAGAAAACAGUUUUGACUAGAAAGAAACGUCAACACAAGAUGCAGUCAGUGGCUGUUUUGGGGGUUUCAAUUGUAUCACACUAUCUCCCCGGUAGAUAUUAAAAUGUCCAUUAUUUUUGAGCACUUUAAGGACUUCUGCUUAUUGGCUGAAGACCAAAGGAUAAUUAUCCUCGUUAUACAAGGACAUAAAUUACCAAACAAAUUUAUUUUAGAAUAACUUGACAGGCACUGCUUGUGCCAACUUGAAUCUUAUUGCAUUAAAAUGCAUUACUCGCAAAGUUGCAAUGUUUUUCUGGAAUAAUUGGGUAACUAAUAGAGGAAUUCAACCCCAUUGGUACCAUUGCACACCUCAACAUGUAUUCUAUUGGACAAAGAUUACAUUAUAAAAAACAAUGUUGGUCUUUGGCUUCCUUCAGAAAGUGACAAAGUUCUUUUGUAAAUUAUAUAGCAGUGUUUGUGUUUUGCCCAGAGAAUCAUCAGUGAUGGUGGAUCCUGUUAUCUGUUACAAGUAGAGUGACGUGUGACCUUGGAUAAAAUCGUAGCCACAUCUGUAACUUUUGUUUUCUGGUUAGAAUUUGAGAUGUUACCAGAGUCUGACCUGUCCAGAGUGCUUUUCCUAAUAAGAGAUCAAGGAUCGGACAUGCAGCAGAAGUGAUUUUUUUCAACUAUGCACAAAACAAAUGUUUGUAAAAUGCUACAGCUUUUUAACGUUCAAAAAAGAGAAAUAAAAUGUUGUUUUGAGUCUGUUCUGCACCAUUUUCUUCUCUUGCAAAAAGAAAGUAUUGCUCCUCCUUGCUCUGCUCUCUUGUGUCCAGAUCAGACCAGAGGAUGACCCUCUCGUCACGGUUUCAGAAGGAGGUGCAUGCUCACCUUUCUAGAAACUCCCAACAGACCGGCCCAUCCUUUAAUCUAAACGAGAGUCUCAACUCGGGGAAAGGAAAACCUUACAAUCCUCUGCAGGUCCAGGGGCGCAUCAGGGAGAUUCUGGGGAAGUACAGUAACGGGUUCUGGGUCUCAAAGCUGCCUCAGAUCUACAGGGAGCUGUAUAAACAGGACAUGCCCACUGAGGCCAUCAAAGACUUGGAGACCUGGACACACAUAUGCACUGUAGAGAAAACCUGCAGUAGCAACCCAUCAGAGUUGCUACUCUACCCUGCCAAGGAACAGAUCACCACCUCCUCCCCUCCACCCAUCCUUAACCCUGUGCCAAAUUCAAACACCCCGACAGACAAACCUGUGCAGUCCCCCACCCAGAAGAGAACCCCCAGCACCCACUUGACUCGCUCUGGUUCCUGCUCUCCCCAGACUACAACAUCGUCCUCCUCAUCCCCCAGUCCUCCAUCCUCCCCUGCCACCCUCAGCCCCGACCUGAAGCUGAAGCUGGAGGAGCUGCUGGUGAAGUACUCCAACGGCCUAUGGGCCCACGCAUUGCCCAAGAUCUUCCGGGACACGUACAAGUUCAAACUGCCCGGACAUGUCCUGGAGAACCUUCACCUCCUCUCCGACAUCUGCACCAUCGACUUCCCGAUGCCUGACAACCCAAAGAGGGCCAUCUUGUACAAGGGAAGUACCAGUUGUGAUGGUGGAGGAGUAGAGGAUGAGAACUGUAAUAGGAGGAACUCCUCAGCCAGUGAAGAGGAGCUGAGGGUAAGGCAGGAGCUGGGGAGGAGGCUCAGUAACCAUGCGGUGCCCUCUCUGCAAAUACCCAAAGAGGAGUACCCCUCUGUGCUAGUGGUGGAGGCCACCAACACCAAUGGAGUUAUAAUCAGGUACAUUGGUGAGGGUUACUCCCAGGCCCAGGAGUCCAUGGAAGAUGAAAUGAGGGCGUUUUACGGUGUGGACCAAAGAAGUCCAACUCCUUUGUCAUCUCCAUCCUCUGGCCAACUUGUUGCUGUCAGGGCCGAAGAGGAGGAGGAGAUUCUUAGGGCGCAAGUCUGUGAGGUCAUGACUGACAAGGUCAAGGUGCACUAUGUGGAUCAUGGCUUCUCAGAAGUGAUCAGCAAAAUCAAAGUGUUUGAGCUGCAUGAGAAGUUUUUCCAACUGCCUUUCCAGGCGACCAAAUGUAAACUAGCAGGUCUGGAACCAUUCUGUCAGGAGCCUGCUGUGCUGAAGAAGUUUGAGGCAAUGGCAAGUGGAAAGAUCCUAUUGGCAGAAAUCCUAGAGAGAGGGCAGACCCCUAUUGUCGUCCUGUAUGAUACGUCGCAGGACGAUGAUGUCAACAUCAACGCUGCCUGUAUGAAAGCCCUGCAGGACAAGACGCUUGCCAGCCCGCUACAGGUGAACAGCGCUUAUAUGAACGUGACUGUCAGAAGCGUCUGCUCAGAUGGGACCAUCUACUGCCAGCUGCCCUCCAGAGGCCUUGCCAAGCUGAAUGAGAUACUGGAGAACAUAGAGACAUACUUCCACUCACAGGUAACAUCAGAGUUCUUGGUAUCUCGACCCUUCUGUGGGAAAGGGUGUCUGGCUCGCUACAAAGGCAAAUGAUCCCGUGUUGAGAUCUCCAACCUGCAUGGCAGCAGAGUGCUCGACAUCUUGUUCAUUGAUGUUGGCGUCCAGGCUUCUGUAGAGGUGUUUGAGCUGAGAGAGAUCCCACCGCCAUUCCUACGUGACCUCAUGGCCAUCCCGCCACAGGCUGUGAAGUGCUGUCUUGCUGACCUGGCUGUCAGCGUUGGAUCCUGGACUCCAGAUGCUGUCCAAUGGCUUCGAGAGAAAGUGCUCAACACCACUGACUGUAGCAUGAAGGUGGCCAAGGUAGAUGAAACCAAGCGCUGCAUCUACGUCCACCUCUUCACCGACAAGAACUUCCACGACCCGGCCCGCAGCCUCAACCAUACGAUGGCCCAGUCUGACCUGUUCAAACAGCAACCAGAUGUUUUCCUGACGAGUCACAGUUCUGCCAAGAUCUUCACAAACACUUCAUCCUCCAAAACUCCCAGGAUGGGUGACUACACCAAUGGGAAUCCAACGUCAACCUCUUCCCCAGCCAAGCCUCAUCUCAGGAGGGCUCUAUCGGGACCAGGAAGAGGCAACACGACUACCACCAGCCCACCACAGACACCAUCACCCCCCUCAUCCUCUCUCCAACUGCCACCAUUACUAGAGCUUCCGCCAGCAGGAAACAACAUAGACGUCUAUGUAUCAGUGGCGUGCCAUCCAGGCCACUUUGUGCUUCAGCCCUGGAGAGAUAUGUACAAACUGGUGGUGUUGAUGGGAGAGAUGAUUCUCUACUACAAUAAAACUGAGGCGAAACCACUGAACAUAGAGAAGAAUCAGAUAUAUGUUGCUAAAGUGGAGAACAGCUGGCAUCGUGUGUUAGUGAAGGGAGUUCUGACCAACGGGCUUGUGUCUGUGUACGAGCUGGACUAUGGUAAACAUGAGCUGGUCAGCUGCACACAGCUCAGACCUCUGAUCAAAGAGUUCAGACAGCUGCCGUUCCAGGGAAUCACGGCUCAGCUGGCUGGACUGAAGCCGAGGCAGUGGUCAGAGGAAGCUUCUAUCGUUUUCAGAAACCACGUUGAGAAGAAACCCCUUGUGGCCCAGCUGGAGGCCGUACAGGAAGCCACUAACCAGUGGGACAGGAAGAUGACGGUCUUCCUGGUCGACACUUCACAGGAGGAAAGGGACAUCUGGGUGCAUGACAUCAUGGCUGAAUUUGCUGAUGAGCUGACCAACGAGCUGUAGGCAACAGGAGAUUAUUGACACAUCUUACUAGCCGAGCAGUUGUCCUGCUGCUCAAUGGAGACACCGGGAGUUGUGGAUAGACAUCAUGGAAGAAGCUUAUCCAUCAUUAUCUAUCAACCAUGAAGGCGGACAGAAAGAAGAAAGGAAGGAAAGAUAAAGGAAAAGCUACAAGUAGAAGGGAAAAGGUUUGAUAGCAUGUAGAGACAGGCAUUAACAGAAACACGAGAGGCGUAGGUGUUGUAGCCACUUGCUUGUUGUGUUUUGGGCUGUGCAUGGAGGGACGCCGUGAUGUGAUUUUGAGUGACUGCAGUGUGACCACUGGACAAUACAUCCAUGCCUGAUGUUGGUCCAAUCUUGCCACAAAUACUCUAAACAUACCUUCAGCACACAGUAACAAACUGCUAAAUUUCUCCAUAAUAUCCUCACAAAGCUGUGGAUGUGACACAACAUGCAUUCUUAUUCCAUUCGCCAUGGGUUUAAAUCCAGAGCAGCAUCUUGCGCAACAGUACCCGAGAGUGCAUCCAGUUCUAGUGUGUGUCAUCCAGGGCGUUGCCUGGACACUCUUAACCCUGCCAAUGUGACCACCAUGCAAAGUGCACAACACGUUAGGAUUAGAUCUUCUCACAUUCUAGAGAUUUAAAUACAUUUGUUUACAAAAUCUGCUUUUUGGAUAGUUUUUGUGAAUGUCAUGAAGUUUCCAAAAGUUAGAGCUAACAUUCCCCUGAGAGGAGAAGAAACAGACGGUAGGUAGUUUACACUUUUUGUAUAUGCUUAAAUAAACCGUUUUUGUUUUUGCA